UUUGACUGCCUUAUUUCAUGUAGUCUUGUUGUGGUCGACAGAUGAGGGGGAAUGACAUGUCCUUUAUUUACUUAAAGUGAGUUAAACCUGUUCUUCAAGUCCCUGUUGAUAUAUAAACCCUGGUUGCUUAUUAGCAGUGUCCAGAUUACUCUGUGGACUCAAUGCAAUCAGACAGGAGCACCUUUUCCAAACCGUGUACUUCGACAAACAACCACAGCUAUAAAAGCAGACCCCCUGCCAACACAGGAACCAGCCAUGGCGCUGCGCCCACGUGCUUCCUCUCAGCCGGGAAAGCCUUCCUUCUUUCUUCCCAAGGUGGCUACAGGCGCUCGACCACGGGCUGUUUCCUCACGCCCUGGCUCCAUGCUAGAAGAGGAACUGUCUUGUUCUGUAUGCUGUGAGAUCUUUAAGGACCCCGUGGUGCUCAAGUGCAGCCACAGCUUCUGCCGAGCCUGUCUUCAGCAGUUCUGGAACAAGAAGAAGGCCAGACGUGAGUGUCCCAUCUGCAGGAGGAAGUGUUCCUUGACAGAGCCCACGGUCAGCCUGGCACUGAAGAACGUGGCCGACACCUUCCUGAGGGAGCAGGAUCGCGGGACGGCAGGAAAAGGGGAGGGGGCCCAUUGGCCUGUAGAGCAGGGGGGUAUGGUGGAGGUGAAGUGCAUCACACACGGGGAAGUUCUCAAGCUCUUCUGUCUGGAUGACUUUGAACCCCUCUGCUGUGUGUGUCACACUUCCAAAAAGCACCAUGGACACAAAGUGUGCCCCUUGGAAGAGGGAGCACAGGACCUCAAGGCAGAGCUGAAAAAAGAUCUGAUUCCUCUGAAGAAAAACCUGCGUAGCCUGUAUGAAGCCAAGCAGGAGUGUGAUGACACAACUGUGCACAUCAAGGACCAGACUGAGGCCACAGAAAAGCAGGUGAAAAAGGAGUUUGAGCAGCUGCGGGAGUUCCUGAAGAAGGAAGAGACAGCUCGACUUGCUGCCCUGCAGCAGGAGGCCGAGGAGAAGAGAGAGCUGGUGAGGAGAAGGUCAGAAAACAUCACCAGAAGUAUCCUCACCUUCUCUCACACUGUCAUUGCCAUUGAGAAUGAGAUUGCUUCCAGUGACGCUCUCUUCGUUAAGAAUUACAGCAACACAAAGAAAAGAGCACAGAUCCCACUGAAUGAUCCAGAAAAAGUGUCAGGUGCUCUUAUAAAUGUGGCCAAGCAUGUCGGUUCCCUUAAGUACCAUGUGUGGGAGAAGAUGACAGCACUGGUUCAGUACACACCCAUCACACUGGACCCCAACACUGCCUACCCGUGGUUGUCCCUCUCCCCAGACCUCACCAGUGUCACCAAUAGUGGAUGCCUCCAGAAGCUCCCGGACAAUCCUGAACGUUUCGGCCACUUUGUGUUCCUGCUGGGCUCGGAGGGCUUCACUUCAGGACGUCACGCCUGGGAGGUGGAGGUGGGAGACAAGGCAGACUGGAUGCUCGGGGUGGUCAAGGAGUCAAUCGACAGGAAAGGCCGCAUCUCGGGCUGUCCCGAGGGCGGCUUUUGGAUGAUCUCACACUGCGAUGGCGACUAUUUGGCUAUGACGAGGCCCAACAACCCGCUGCAUGUGCAGGGAGAGCUGACCCGAGUCAGGGUGCAGCUGGACUACGAGUCUGGAGAGGUGACCUUCUCCAACCCUAUCAGCAUGCUGCCCAUCUACACCUUCACUGACUUCUUCACUGAGAAGAUAUACCCUUUCUUCUGCCCUGGAGCCAACAUCAACGGGAAUAAUCCCAAACCACUUAAGAUCUGCCCCGCCAAUGUGGCUGUAUGGAACAGUGCCACGUGGUGAUUUGAAGAA
This is a messenger RNA of Etheostoma cragini (Arkansas darter), 1830 nucleotides long. RefSeq names its product tripartite motif containing 35-12 (gene trim35-12). The coding region runs from base 256 to 1821 and encodes 521 amino acids. The record is from RefSeq and is a predicted model, not a curated record. Gene Ontology annotation, biological process: protein ubiquitination. NCBI's taxonomy places the organism in Eukaryota, Metazoa, Chordata, Actinopteri, Perciformes, Percidae. The transcript has 6 exons. Gene Ontology annotation, molecular function: ubiquitin-protein transferase activity; zinc ion binding; protein binding.